UAACAAAUUGUUUACCAUUAUCAAUUGUUCAAUGAAGUAUGGAUACUCGAUAAUUAAAAUCCGUCGUCAUAGUCAGUUAAGAGUCAUUGUGUCUUAAACUGACUAACUCUAUCAAAUACCACAUGAUGAUAAGAGUAUUGUGACUAUGUAAAACUGCACCAGGAUUAACGUUCUAUGGAUCUGUAUAAAGGCAUGAUAAAAUGCUUUAUGUAGAUCUGUUUAACAUCACGAGAUGUGUUUUCUAUGGAUCAGUAUAAACCCAUAAGAGUGUACUUUCUGUGGAUAUGUAUAAUCACAUGACAAUGUUCUUUCUGUGUUUCAUACUAAUUCUUAAUUGUGCUGCUCUUAGUGAAAUGUUAGAUGAUCUUCAUCUACAAAUAGACAUGUUUGGCAUUGAAGAUAAACUGCACAUCCAGUAUGUAAAGUUGAAGCACCAUGGUUCAACCUAUAUGAUAAAUGUUUCAAUGCAUUUUCACAAAUUUAAUGAAACCUUCAUGUACUGUUCUGAAUUGAAUGAAAUAUCUACCUCAGAUACAGUUUGUCUACCGUCAUCUUUAAAAUGUACAUUGUUAGAAACUUUCAAUGAGUUUUCGAUUGGGUCCAUGAUUUGUGGAACACAAACAAAAUACGAUUCGAAUGUUAUUACUCAAAAUAUCGAAACCAAAACGUUAAAAGAAUCGGACAUUUUACUUCAAUUCAUCAAGAUUGUUGACUGGAAAAAUUUGGUGCUCUUCUAUCAGAAUAAAACAGAGAAAAUCACAAGUUCUCUAAUAGACGACUUAUCUGAUAUCGGUAUACGUGUAUCCAUGGUAAAUACAGAUAGGAUAAAUGGCAGUGAGCUAAACAACUAUAUUAUCCAAUCUUUCAAAGAAACCUCGAAUAUGCUUGUUAUUUGCUAUGCAGCAUGCAUUCAGAGUGUUUUUCAGUUGGUUAACAAAAUGGAUCGGACAAAUCUUGACUUUGGAGCUUUGAUACAAAGGGAGACAAAAUGGAUAGUUUUAUCAAUGGACCAUACUAACAGUUCAUUCGUCCCCUCUGUUUCUCACAAUAUUUCUAAUAUAGCAGUCAUAGAAAGCAGUGAUAGAUUUAUGCAUAUUUGUAAUGGAAACACGAUCAUUUCGUCGGAAGAGCUAAAAGUAAACAAAAACUAUUCAAAAGACGAACUGCAAAAUGCGAUGAAGGCAACAGGAAUAGCAUCAAUUGUAAAGACCUAUGCUGGAAUGCAAUCAUUCAAAGUGCAUACGUUAAUGUACACACGAAAAGGUCGUCAGUUGGUUAAUGUCCCGUUGAAAAUGAAUCUUAGUGAAAUAAAACUUCAAGGCGAACUGUUUCCAAACACAAAGUACGGAUUUAAUCAAAAACAAUUGUUAGUUACAACGCUGGAGUGGCGACCGUUUAAUGAAAAGAUAUCAGAAGGAAAUUAUACGGGAUUCACAAUGUUUGUAUUACAGAGAUUAGCACAUCAGUUGAACUUCACGUUUAGGAUAGUUGAACCAGAAGACGGACAAUGGGGAAUAAAGAAAAAUGGUUCCUGGACAGGAAUGAUCGGAUUACUUGAAGACAGAAAAGUGGACAUUGUUGCCGCUCCUUUAACAGUUACGUACGAUAGAUCACAAGCUGUUGAUUUCUUGUAUCCAAUCUUUUUCGACACCAACAGGAUCGUGAUAGGGCGACCCAUAGACGACGAUGAUAACAAAUGGAGAACUCUCAUAGAUAUUUUUAGUGGAACUGUGCUGGCAUACAUUGCUGCUAGUAUUAUAUUUGUCACCAUAUUUUUAUGUUUUGUGGAGAAAGUUAAUCCAUAUUAUCUUUUGGAGAAAAAUAAGGAAAAGAGUCGACUUAGUAAAUUGUCUGAUUGUUUUUGGUACAACUAUGGAGCACUGUUAACUCAAGGAGGAACUAAUACACCAGAUUCGCAAACGGGACGAACAGUUCUGAGUUAUUGGUGGAUAUUUUGUAUAGUUUCCAUGGCUAUAUAUAGCGGUAAUUUGGUGGCGUUUCUUACAGUUGCCAAAGAUGAAUUACCGUUUACUUCAAUGGCGGGAAUGGUUCAACAAGAAAAAUAUAAAUGGGGAUUGUACGGUCAUGGUGCUAUGCACAGCUAUUUAUCUGAAUCAACAUUGCCAAUUCAUCAGGAGGUCUGGAAUGGAAUCGUCGGUUUCAACCACAGUGACCCAAGUGUUCUCAUGUCAAAUGAAGAUAAACAAUUCGAUAAAGUUAUAAGAGGGAACUACGCAUACUUUGCUGUAAAUUUAGUUGCACAAUAUUAUAAAGUUAGAGGAUAUGACAUUCUUAUACUACCAGAAAUUAUUGCUACAAUUCCUAAUGCUUUUGCACUUCAAAAGAAUUCUCCUUAUGAAGAAAUGUUUUCAAGGGAGAUAAUGCGAAUGCACGAGAAUGGUUUGAUAGACACUUGGCUAAAAGCUGGUUAUCCACCGAGUACACAAACGAGCAUCAAAUUCCAAGCUAAAGUUAUUGAAUUUCAAGACUUACAAAGUGCCUUUUAUUUGAUAGGUAUUGGUGUCACUUCUGGGGUUAUUUCAUGGAUUUUAGAAAGGAUCCUUCAUCGAAGUCCAAAGUGUAACUUUAGAAAGACGAAAAGAAGUGUAAAACUGCAUCGCAUGCAAUCCUUUGAUCUAACAGCUAUCCAAUAAUACUAUUGUAAUUUACUAAGUAAUGAUAACUUACAGCAUUAUUGAUAGAAUAAAAAAUAACGUUAUUUGUAAAUAA
Molecule: messenger RNA, 2730 nt
Organism: Mytilus trossulus (common blue mussel)
Lineage: Eukaryota; Metazoa; Mollusca; Bivalvia; Mytilida; Mytilidae
Product: probable glutamate receptor
Exons: 13
Coding region: 285-2654 (789 amino acids)
Cellular component (GO): membrane
Molecular function (GO): ligand-gated monoatomic ion channel activity
Source: RefSeq, a predicted model, not a curated record